Messenger RNA from Adineta ricciae, 315 nucleotides. The record is from the annotation of a GenBank genome assembly. Lineage: Eukaryota; Metazoa; Rotifera; Eurotatoria; Adinetida; Adinetidae.
AUGUUGAAGUCAACGAUAAUCGUGUUGUUCGUUGUCUUAUGCAAUCUAUCACUAAUCAAUGGAGAUACAUGUGCGUGUAGAUGUUGUUCACAAACACCAUGUACACCGCGAGUUCUUCCUGAAGUAUUCGAGGUGAAUCGAUGUUGGUAUAAAGGUGGCCAAGAAUGUUUGAACCAAUGUAAGAUUAAAUAUCCAGCUGAUUGUGGCCGUCCGACUGCGUUCGCAGUACCAUUUUGUCAAGGAUCAUCGGCGAUUUCAUUAAAUCUUCUUCUUAUCUUCGGCAGUAUUCUUAUUCAUCGACUAUUCAUCCAGUAA